AUGGCGCCUGUGCUGUAUUCCUUCGACGACUUCUUCUGGAUGCCAGAGACGGCCUUUCGUCUAAUGGGCUACGAUGCACUGCGACGAUCGAAGUCAGCUUGGCUAGAACUGCUGAUGUGGGUCUUCUAUAUCUUCUGUGGUGUCAUUCACACUUUCUUCAACUGCAUUAUGAUUUAUCGCCUCUACGAAAUGGACUUCAAAGAGACUCACAUAUCUCUUAUCAUGAGAUAUGCAACUGAAAUAACAUUUGUUAUUAACUCAGACACCAAAUUUGUAACAUAUUUGUGGCAUCGGUCCAGCAUUCAGCGCGUACAUGCAAGACUUGCGGAACUGUAUCCUCAAACGACACCCAUGCGCCUGCAGUACCAGGUCGAGAAAUACUACUGGUCCCGUGCCUUACGGAUUCUAAUUGCUCUCUACUUUGGCGCCAGUGCCCUGAUGGUAGAAGGUCCCUUACUGGAAUCGAUGUAUAUGUAUGUGCGCGAUUGGCUGCAUAUGGGUCGUCAGCAUGCCCAGUUCAGCUAUCUUCAUUACUAUCCGUUCAUAAGCCUGGACGCGGAGAAGCCCUCACUUGUGGGAUAUAUUGGUACUUACCUAGGAGAAAAUUUACACAGUCUUGUGAUGGUUAAUUCCAAUAUGGGAAUGGAUUUGUGGAUGGUUUGCUUUGUGGGGCAGCUUUGUAUGCAUUUUGAUUACAUCGGACGUACUCUUCAAGCAUAUCAGCCUGACAGGCAGCACGAUGUUGCAGAUUGCGAGUUCUUAGCACAUUUAGUUGUAAAGCAUCAAAGGCUAAUGGAAAUACAAAAGGAGAUUAACAGCAUCUUUGGCGGGUCACUGAUUUUAAAUUUAAUUACCACUGCAGGGGUGUUUUGCACUGUUGGAGUUUAUAUUUUAUUGCAGGGUUUGGAUCUGGAAGGUGUUUCAUAUUUGAUUUUUAUAUUCACGGCUAUUGCUCAGCUGUAUUUGAUCUGUUAUUAUGGAGAACUUAUAACCUCGCUGAGUACCUAUGUGGGUCAAGCUGCUUACAGCCAUACCUGGCAUAAUGCCUCGCAGGCCUACAAAAAACUGCUCCUUUUGAUAAUGUUGCGUUCUCAACGACCUGCUGAGCUCAGCGCUAUGGGAUUUUUGGCCCUUUCGGUAGACACAUUUAAACAGCUCAUGAGUGUGUCUUAUGUUUGCCUUGAUGAGGACUAUGAUACAAUAGAAUACUAUGUAUAUUACAACAAGAAUGAAAAGCUCGAGUUGAGUGGGCUCGACCCUUAA
Molecule: messenger RNA, 1263 nt
Organism: Scaptodrosophila lebanonensis
Lineage: Eukaryota; Metazoa; Arthropoda; Insecta; Diptera; Drosophilidae
Product: odorant receptor 85f-like
Exons: 4
Coding region: 1-1263 (420 amino acids)
Biological process (GO): detection of chemical stimulus involved in sensory perception of smell; sensory perception of smell
Cellular component (GO): plasma membrane
Molecular function (GO): olfactory receptor activity; odorant binding
Source: RefSeq, a predicted model, not a curated record